Molecule: messenger RNA, 687 nt
Organism: Hyphopichia burtonii NRRL Y-1933
Lineage: Eukaryota; Fungi; Ascomycota; Pichiomycetes; Serinales; Debaryomycetaceae
Exons: 1
Coding region: 10-687 (225 amino acids)
Biological process (GO): mRNA splicing, via spliceosome
Cellular component (GO): U1 snRNP
Molecular function (GO): U1 snRNA binding
Source: RefSeq, a predicted model, not a curated record
CCGAAAAGCAUGUCAGAAACAAAAGAACAACAUUCCACGAUAUAUAUAAAUAAUUUGAAUGAUAAGGUGAAGAUCGAUAGACUAAAGGAGACGCUUUAUAAGAAAUUCCGCAAGUAUGGAAACAUAAUACAACUCAGUGCCCAUAAGAAUCUUAAGAUGAAAGGGCAGUGUUUUAUAACGUAUGAUAACGCCAAAUCAGCAGAAGAAGCAAUCAAGGGAUUGGCUGGAGAGAAAUUGUAUAAGAAGGAGCUUCAAAUAACGCAUUCUAAGGAACCACUGGAUGAAUACUACAUAAAAGUUCUAGAAGAUGGCGAUAAAGUUGAGCAGCGGAAAGAAUUAAAGAGACAAAGAAAUAAAGAAGAAGAGAAAGAGAAUAAAGGGAAAGAAAAGAGAACUGACCAACAGCCUAAUAAGAGAGCUGGUAAUGCUAACUAUUGGCAAUCAUUACCACCAAAUCACACUUUGUUAAUACAAAAUUUGAAGGAAGGAGUGCUAAAGGAAGACUUAGAAGAUUUAUUUGAAGAGUAUGAUGGAUUUAAUAAUCUUAGAUUUGUUAAAGUGAGAAAUUUAGCGUUCAUCGAUUUUGAUAAUGAGAUACUAUCGAAAACCUGUCUUGAGUCUAUAAGCCUAGAAGAGUUAAAGCAAAAAUUUGGCAAUGAGCUUAUACUAAGCUUUGCAAAAAAAUAA